Messenger RNA from Rhododendron vialii, 2045 nucleotides. RefSeq names its product bifunctional riboflavin kinase/FMN phosphatase. The record is from RefSeq and is a predicted model, not a curated record. Gene Ontology annotation, molecular function: riboflavin kinase activity. NCBI's taxonomy places the organism in Eukaryota, Viridiplantae, Streptophyta, Magnoliopsida, Ericales, Ericaceae. The coding region runs from base 262 to 1428 and encodes 388 amino acids. Gene Ontology annotation, biological process: riboflavin biosynthetic process; FMN biosynthetic process. The transcript is spliced from 11 exons.
AGAGGAUCCGGACACCGGACCCAACCGCACUUGAGUCUUGAAAGGUUCUCCUCUCUCCAGCAAGACUUCAAGAACAAACAACACACGCGCAGAAGCUUUUUAAGCUUCGGUUUCUCAGUCUCUCUCAACGAUGCGAACGAUAUUAAUCUGAUCAGAACUAUCGAUUUGAUUUGAGCUCUUCUUUCUACUGAUUUUCUAUCUGUGAUGUAUCUACUAAACUGGAGCAUGAUUUCCAUUUGAGAAAGCUGGGUAUUCAUUACAAUGUCAAUGGCAAGUUCUUUAAGGAAAUUAGUGUCAUGUGUCAUUCUUGAUCUGGACGGUACACUUCUCAACACAGAUGGCAUAGUGAGUGAAGUUUUAAAGCUUUACUUGGUUAAAUACGGGAAGCAAUGGGAUGGGAGAGAAGCUCAUAAAACAGUAGGAAAGUCACCAUUGGAAGCUUCAGCAGUGAUUGUGGAAGACUACGGGCUUCCCAUAUCAAUCAAUGAAUUUGUUUCAGAAAUUACUCCAUUGUUCAAUGAUCAAUGGCACAAUAUCAGAGCUCUUCCGGGUGCAAACAGGUUAAUCAACCAUUUGAGGGGCCAUAAUGUGCGAAUGGCAUUGGCUUCAAAUUCUUCUAGGGAAAUCAUUGAAAGCAAAAUCUCUUGUCAAACAGGAUGGAAAGAAUCCUUCUCUGUUAUUAUCGGCGGUGAUGAAGUGACAGCAGGAAAGCCAUCUCCAGAACUAUUCCUUGAAGCAGCUAAAAGGCUUAAUAUUGAUCCACCCAAGUGCCUAGUCAUUGAAGACUCCAUACCAGGUGUAACGGCCGGUAAGGCUGCUGGAAUGGAAGUCGUCGCUGUUCCAUCUCUUCCGAAACAAUCCCAUGUGUACACUUCAGCAGAUGAGGUGAUCAACUCUCUUCUUGAUUUGCGGCCAGAAAAAUGGGGCCUUCCACCAUUUGAAGAUUGGGUAGAGGGUACCUUACCAAUAGAACCUUGGUAUAUUGGUGGUCCUGUUAUUAAAGGAUUUGGUCGCGGCUCAAAGGUGCUUGGAAUCCCUACAGCUAAUUUAUCAACUGAGGGCUAUUCAACUGUCCUUUUGGAACAACCCUCUGGGGUUUAUUUUGGUUGGGCUGCGUUAUCAACACGAGGCAUUUACAAGAUGGUUAUGAGUAUUGGUUGGAAUCCGUACUUUAACAACCCAGAGAAGACCAUAGAGCCAUGGUUGCUUCAUGACUUUGAUGAUGAUUUCUAUGGCGAGGAUUUGCGUCUUGCUAUUGUUGGGUAUAUACGACCUGAGGCCAAUUUCCCUUCACUAGAGAGCUUGAUAGAGAAGAUUUACGAAGACCGGAGAAUUGCAGAGACAGCGCUUGAACUUCCACUGUAUUCCAAAUGUAGGGAAGACCCAUAUUUGAAAAGCUCUCUGAAUGGGGAUAACAGUCAUCUAUAGCUUCUGCAAUACUAGACUUUCGAUCUUUUUUGUAAAGUUCUCACUUGAAGUACGGAAAGUAUAUGAGUACAUACAAAUAGGUAUAUACGCGUUUUGGACCCAUAUUGGGUCCCCAAAAAAUGAUCCGAGCUGCUCAUUUUAUUCAAAAUGGUUUGUUUAAGGUACCUGUAAGAAAUAAACUCAAUGAAAUAAACUCAAUCCGAUAUCGGUAAAAUGUUUACAGAAUAUACAACUUUGCUUCAUAAUCCAAACCUAGAUUAUGAAAAAAAAAGUUAGAUGUCUCAUAAAUGUCGUUACUGAUUUUGAAUUGAGUUUAUUUUUUAUAGGGCCCUUAAACAAACUAUUUCGAACAAAAUGAGCGGCUCGGAUCAAUUUUUAGGAACCCAAAACUGGUCCAAAAUAUGUAUGUACAUAUUUGUAUGUACCUAUAGCAAAGCUGCUUGAACUUGAAGUAUAAGUGAUUGAGAUUCUUCUGAGUCUCAUAACAUUAUGCCACUCCAUGAUAUCGUUAAUGAUCAUACAUCUGUGCUGAGAAGUUGAAGUUGUGACUAGAUAUUGAAACGAAAAAGUUCACAAAUGAUUCAAAACAUUGCUUGGUACGAUUGUUCAGAAGUUUA